This is a messenger RNA of Bombus pascuorum, 11696 nucleotides long. It is a transcript of the gene Nf1, whose product is annotated as neurofibromin. Gene Ontology annotation, biological process: regulation of GTPase activity. The record is from RefSeq and is a predicted model, not a curated record. Bases 215 to 8491 code for a protein of 2758 amino acids. The transcript has 25 exons. NCBI's taxonomy places the organism in Eukaryota, Metazoa, Arthropoda, Insecta, Hymenoptera, Apidae.
UAAUUCUUUGACUCUGUCACAGUCAUGGCGCAUGGCGCGCAGCGCCGCGCCCCUCCACAACGGGAGAGAAAGAGCAAGUCGCUGCGGUGCUCUCGUCUCUUGCCUGCCUUGCCAGUCGACGUUCGUAAAUGGCGACGUACCGAUGUCGAAUGCGCGUAACGAACUGGUAAAUCGUCGUACGUGAUGACGGCUCGUCACUGAACAUCGGACGGCGAUGGGCACACAAAAGCCGGAAGAAUGGGCGAAUUUGCUGAUCACACGUUUCGAGGAACAGUUGCCAUGUCACAGUUGCUCUCAGACCACCCACUCUCGUAUGAACGAAGAAAGAAACAAAAAAUGUCUAAUACAAAUUUCUCGAUACCGUUUCUCUCUUGUAAUAUCCAGCCUUACCAAAAUACUUCAGAAUGUUAAUGAAAUGGUGCCAUCUAUUGGGGGUCAACGUAUAUUUCAUAGUACAGAUCAAGAUCGGCAGUGUUAUGAAUCUAUUACCAUUAUUUUGGAUACCUUGGAAAAGUGUCUUGCAAAUCAACCAAAAGAUACAGCUAAAUUUGACGAAGCUAUGAAUGUAAAGUUUUUGCUUAAAGAGAUAUGUCAAUUUAUAGAUAUACCAAACGAUAAUCCACAAAAUGCUCACUUAAAAAAUUUAGCUAGCAAGGUUUUGUUUGCACUAAGUUUAAAUUUCUUUAAUGCUGUAUUUAACAGAAUAUCAUCUAGACUUCAAGAAUUGGCAAAAUGUGGCGAUGAAAAUGCUGACUAUAGUGAUAUUGAAUUAAUUCAGCAUAUUAACGUGGAUGUAUAUAGGUUAACAAAACUUUUAAAUGAAGCAAUUCAAAAAUUUAAACAGCUUAAAAAGUCAGCUCACAUAGUUCUUAUGAAUUCUUUGGAGAAAGCAAUAUGGAAUUGGAUGGAUACUUAUUCUUAUGAAUUUGCUGAACUUCAAAAAGAACCAAAUGAAGAUCUGGGAAAAGCAUGUGAAGAACUAUUUGACAUUCUUGAUACAUUUGCAGACAAUAAAAAAGGAAGAGCUGCAGCUGUCUGGCCUUUACAAAUUAUGCUUCUAAUACUUUCACCAAAAGUUUUGGAGGAAAUAGUUAAUGCUGAUUUUAGUACUCUCUGUUCAUCAAGACAUUCGAAGAAAAAGCAAUUUAUUGACAGUAUUAAAAAAGGCCUAGGAAUGCAUGGUAGUUCUAGUAGGCAAUUAGUAGAAGCUGCAGCAGUUACUUGUAUCAAACUUUGUAAAGCGUCAACUUACAUUAACAAUCUGGAUUCAAAUAAUGUUAUCUUCAUACUUGUUCGACAUGUUAUGAGUGAUUUGAUGGCUUUACUUUUUAAUCCAGGGAAAAUAUUUUCUCGUGGUCAAAGCUAUGUUGCCCAAGACAUCGAUCUAAUGAUAGACUGUUUUGUUAGCUUCUUUCGCAUUAAACCUCAUAACAACGAAGUACUUAAAGUCUGCUUGAAUCUGAAUUAUCCAUCGACAUACCAGUUUGUCUUGGUUAGCUCAUUAUACAAAAUCGUAACUCAACCAAGACUGCCAUGGUGGCCUCAAAUAGAUCUUCUGUAUUCUCGUAGUGCAGAACUUAGAAAUAUGUUUAUUGAUAUUUUAAAUAAAGUCACACAGAGUUGCAUAUCAUAUACACCAUUACGAAUGAUUCAAAGUUUAACACAUAAAGGUAAAGAACAAAAUAAGUACAGAGACCGUGGAGAAGAAGUAUCGAGUUAUAGAAAUUUACUUUUAUGGAUGGUGAAACUUAUUCAUGCUGAUCCUAUGUUAUUGUUGAAUAAUCAGGGAAAAGCUGGUCAUGAAAUUCAAAGUUCAACUUUAGAAUUAAUUAAUGGUUUAGUUUCACUAGUUCAUCAACCAACAAUGUCAGACAUUGCUUAUGAAGCAAUGGAAGCAUUAUUGGUAUUACAUCAUCCAGAUAAAAUAAAAGCAUGGAAUCCAGAAGCACCAAUGAAUACCUUUUGGGAUGUUAGUUCACAAGUUCUGUUCUCAAUUUCCCAAAAAUUGAUUCAGCACCAAAUUGUUAAUUAUACUUGUAUAUUAAAAUGGCUUAGAGAAAUAUUAAUUUGUAGAAAUGCUUUUCUGGCACAAAAUAAGGAUUAUGCUAAUGUGGGUAGCCAGAUUGCUGUUUGUAAGCAAGCACAUAUUAAACUCGAGGUUGUAUUUUUCAUGUAUUUGUGGAGUAUAAAUAUGGAAGCAGUUUUAGUAUCAAUGUCUUGUUUUGCAUUGCUUUGCGAAGAAGCAGAAAUUCGUUGUGGUAGUGAUGAAGUAGCAGUAACUUGUUUACUUCCAAACUAUCACUUAUAUCUUGAAUUGGCACAAGCUUCUACUGCGUUAAUCACUGCCAGCGGGGAAAGUAAGCUAUGCUAUCGUGAUCAUAAUUAUGGACGUGCUGCUUUACAAGAAAGAAUUAUGGUCUUAUUGAGGAAAAUAGAACACUGUGUAAAUGGCAUACAACCUGCUUGGGAAGAAACAUUUAGAAAUUGGGAAAUAACUUCGCGGCAGUUAGUGACUUAUCCCAAAUCUAAAACAGAAGAUAGUCAGAUAGAAUCAUUUCAUCGAAGUACAGGGAAGCGAAGAGCAUCACACCAAAAUUCAGAACAUGAAUUAGAAGAACAAAUUAAUGAGUGGGCUAAUAUGACAGGAUUUCUUUGUGCUUUGGGUGGAGUAUGUUUACAGAAACGUUCUCCAAAUAGAUCAUUGUCAGGAAUGCCACCAAAUUCAGAACCAAAAAGGAGUGCAAAACAACAAGAACCCACACCUUGUUUAUCAAAUCCAAGUCAGGAAGUGCAAUAUUGUACACAAUUUGUUUAUAAUUUAUUACGCCUAUUAAUUUGUAACAAUGAAAAAUUUGGCAAUCAAAUUCAGAAACAUGUAAAAGAAUUGGUUGGGCAUGAAAUGAGUCCUGCACUAUAUCCAAUUCUUUUUGAUCAGAUUAAAAGCAUAGUCGAAAAAUUUUUUAAUCAACAAGGACAAGUUAUAGUAAUGGAAGGUAAUACGCAAUUCAUUGAGCAUAUAAUAUUUAUAAUGAAAAAUAUCCUAGAUUCUAAAACAGAUCAACCUUCUGAAUAUCUUGGAAUGACUAGCAUAGAAGGAAUGAUGUUAGCAAUUGUCAGAUAUGUUAGACAUUUGGAUAUGACUAAACAUUCUAUUCUUAUCAAAACAAAGUUGUGUCUGCUAGUUGAAGCAAUGAUGAAAAGACGAGAUGACUUAGCAUUCCGACAGGAAAUGAAAUUUAGAAAUAAACUUGUCGAAUAUUUAACUGAUUGGGUGAUGGGUGCUACUCAUCAAAUUACUCCAUCUACUAGUGGAGACUUGACUGUUUAUACACGAGAUUUAGAUCAAGCAUGCAUGGAAGCGGUCGGAGCAUUGCUACGAGGCCUACCUCUUCAACCCGAAGAAUCCGAUCGCGGUGAUUUAAUGGAAGCAAAAUCUCAGUUGUUCUUAAAAUAUUUUACUCUCUUCAUGAAUUUAUUAAACGACUGCAACGAAGUAACUGGUGAAGAAAAAGAAAUAGUGUCUCAACAACCAUGUUUAAGUAGUGGCAAAUUAUCUACUUUACGCAACGCUACUAUACAAGCAAUGAGUAAUCUUCUCAGCGCAAAUAUUGAUAGUGGAUUAAUGCAUUCUCUAAGUUUGGGUUACAAUCCAGAUUUACAAACACGGGCAGCAUUUAUGGAAGUUCUCACCAAAAUUCUUCAACAAGGAACGGAAUUUGAUACAUUAGCAGAAACAGUAUUAGCUGAUAGGUUUGAGCAAUUAGUUCAACUUGUUACAAUGAUUAGUGACAAAGGAGAAUUACCUAUUGCAAUGGCCUUAGCUAAUGUAGUAACAACGAAUCAAAUGGACGAAUUAGCACGAGUUUUUGUGACAUUAUUUGAUGCUAAGCACUUGUUAUCUUCGCUCUUAUGGAAUAUGUUUUAUCGCGAAGUUGAAGUUUCUGAUUGUAUGCAAACAUUAUUUCGUGGAAACAGUCUUGGAAGCAAAAUUAUGGCAUUUUGUUUUAAAAUUUAUGGUGCCAGUUAUUUACAAAAUUUAUUAGAACCUUUAAUUACUCCUCUAUUAGAUGAUCCCACUACUGGUUUUGAAGUUGAUAGCGCCAGAAUAGAUGCUAAUGAAGAUAUAGAAAAGAAUGGUCGUAAUUUGAUUGCAUUAACUCAAAAAGUAUUUGAUGCUAUAGUAUCAUCAGCUGAUCGGUUUCCACCACAAUUGCGGUCUAUGUGUCAUUGUUUAUAUCAGGUACUCAGUAAAAGAUUUCCACAGUGUCCACAAAAUAAUAUUGGAGCUGUUGGAACUGUAAUAUUUCUGCGAUUUAUUAAUCCAGCUAUUGUAUCACCCCAAGAAAUGGGUAUUGUAAAUAAGCCUGUACCUCCGCACAUUAAGAGAGGUCUUAUGUUAAUGUCUAAAAUUCUUCAAAAUAUCGCAAACCAUGUAGAAUUUAGCAAAGAACAACACAUGUUACCAUUUAAUGACUUCUUACGUGCACAUUUCGAAAUUGGAAGAAGAUUUUUCAUACAGAUAGCAUCAGAUUGUGAAACGGUCGAUCAAGCUAAUCAUCCGAUGUCGUUUGUGUCGGAUGCCAAUGUUCUAGCAUUACAUAGAUUGCUUUGGAAUCAUCAAGAGCGAAUUGGCGAUUAUCUUAGUAGCAGUCGGGACCAUAAAGCAGUAGGUAGAAGACCUUUUGAUAAAAUGGCUACAUUAUUGGCUUAUCUUGGUCCUCCAGAACAUAAACCAAUAGAUUCACACUUACUUUUUUCAUCGUCUUACGCACGAUGGUCAAACAUUGAUAUGUCUUCAACUAAUUUUGAGGAAAUUAUGGUAAAACAUAAUAUGCAUGAAAAUGAAGAAUUUAAGAGUAUCAAGAAUUUAAAUAUAUUCUAUCAAGCAGGAACUAGUAAACAAGGGUACCCAGUGUUUUAUUAUAUUGCUAGACGUUACAAAAUUGGCGAUACGAAUGGUGAUUUGCUAAUAUACCAUGUUAUUCUUACUCUAAAACCAUUCUGCCAUUCUCCAUUUGAAUUGGUUGUUGAUUUCACUCACGCAUGUUCAGACAAUCGAUUUAGAGCUGAAUUCCUACAAAAAUGGUUUUAUGUAUUGCCUAAAGUUGCCUAUGAAAAUAUUCAUGCCGCAUAUAUUUAUAAUUGUAAUAGCUGGGUGAGAGAAUAUAUAAAGUUUCACGAUAGGAUUUUGGCACCGUUAAAAGGUAAUAGAAAGGUAGUUUUCAUAGACGGACCGGGUCGUUUAAAUGAUGUGAUUGAUGUCGAUCAACAAAAAUUGCCUGGAGCUACUUUAUCUCUUGAUGAAGAUUUAAAGGUUUUUAACAGUGUUUUAAAAAUUUGUCAUAGGGAUACUAAGGUAUCCGUAAAAGUUGGACCAACAGCGAUACAAAUUACCUCGGCGGAGAAAUGCAAAGUAUUGUCGCAUUCCGUUCUCUUAAAUGAUGUUUAUUAUGCAUCUGAAAUAGAAGAAGUUUGUUUAGUAGAUGACAAUCAAUUUACAUUGACUAUUUCAAAUGAAACUGGCCCAUUAUCUCUUAUUCAUCAAGACUGUGAUAGUAUUGUACAGGCUAUAAUUCAUAUAAGAAAUCGAUGGGAAUUAUCACAGCCGGAAUCUGUAUCUAUUCAUCCAAAGAUAAGACCUAAAGAUGUACCUGGAACAUUAUUAAACAUGGCGUUAUUGAAUCUUGGUAGCUCGGAUCCAAAUUUACGAACAGCAGCAUACAAUCAACUGUGUGCUUUAACUGCUACAUUUGAUUUAAAAAUAGAAGGACAACUCUUGGAAACAUCUGGACUUUGCAUACCAUCAAAUAAUACUAUAUUUAUUAAACAUUUAAGUGAAACCUUGGCUGCAAAUGAUCCUCAUCUUACACUGGAGUUUUUAGAGGAAUGUAUACAAGGUUUCAGAUUGUCAAGCAUUGAGUUAAAACAUCUUUGUUUAGAAUAUAUGACUCCGUGGUUAAAUAAUCUUGUACGAUUUUACAAGCCAAACGACGAAGGAGGGAAACGUCAGAAACAAGUUACAAAAAUUUUAGAGAAAUUAAUUACAUUAACUAUUGAAGAAGUGGAAAUGUAUCCAAGUAUACAAGCUAAAAUAUGGAGCACAAUCGGAAGACUACCCGACUUAAUAGAUACAGUCUUGGAUAAUUUCAUUCAACGUAGUGUCAGUUUUGGACUUGGUUCUCCUACAGUUGAAAUUAUGGCAGAUACCGCCGUAGCUUUGGCUUCUGGAAAUGUUCAAUUAGUGGCAAAGAAAGUAAUAGGAAGACUUUGUCGAGUUGUCGAUAAAACUUGUACUUCUCCAACACCGUUAUUAGAACGACAUACAAGAUGGAAUGACAUUGCUAUUCUAGCAAGAUAUUUAUUAAUGCUAUCUUUUAAUAACUGCUUGGACGUAGGAAAACAUCUACCAUAUUUGUUUCAUACAGUGACAUUUCUAGUUUGUUCCGGAAGUCUGAGUAUGCGUGCUUCUACUCAUGGUUUGGUCAUUAAUAGUAUUCAUUCGUUAUGCACCUGUAGUUCACCUUCCUUUUCAGAAGAUACUUAUCGAAUAUUACGGAUGAGUUUAGAUGAAUUUUCUCUCCCAAAAUUUUAUUUACUUUUUGGAAUUAGCGAAGUGAAAUCUGCUGCGGGUACAGCAUUUAGAUCUAGUUAUAGACAUUCUAAUGAAAAAUGGUUUAGCAACGAGCGUAGCGUUACAGGAACACACGAUAAAGAAAGACUUUCACUAACCAGUUUAGAAAUUAUUACUGAUGCUCUUCUUGAAAUUAUGGAAGCUUGUAUGCGGGACAUACCACACUGUGAUUGGUUAAAAACUUGGACUUCUUUAGCAAGGAAUUUUGCUUUUUGCUUUAAUCCCGCUCUUCAGCCUCGAGCUUUGAUUGUUUUCGGAUGUAUUAGUAAAAGCAUAACUGAUCAAGAUAUGAAACAGUUACUAAGGAUAUUAGUAAAAGCACUCGAGAGUUUUAACGAUAUCACUUUGUUGGAAGCAAUCAUUAUGUGCCUCACUCGAUUACAACCUUUGCUUAGAUCUGAAUCUCCCUUACAUCGAUAUUUAUUUUGGGUAGCAACAUCAAUUCUUCAAUUAGAUGAAGCUUCUUUAUAUGCCUGUGGUUUAGCACUCCUCGAGCAAAAUUUACACACUUUGGAUUCUCAAGGAACUUUUGAUGACAAAACCUUGAAGCAAGUUAUGAUGUCAACACGAGAACCUUUAGAAUGGCACUUUAAACAAUUAGAUAAUGCUGUGGGACUUUCGUUCAAAUCAAAUUUUCAUUUUGCUUUGGUUGGUCAUUUAUUAAAAGGAUACAGACAUCCUACACCUACCACUGUUACAAGAACAGCCAGAGUAUUGUCUAUGCUGUUAGGUAUUGUUGCUAAACCAUUUAGAAGAGACAAAUUUGAAGUCACACCAGAAAGUGUGGCAUACUUGUCUGCGUUAGUAUCUGUAUCUGAGGAAGUGCGGAGUAGAUGUCAUAUUAGACAUGCUGUGACCAAAACUGUAGAAUCUGGUAGCACAGAUUAUCUUGAUAUUUUGCUUCCACACAGUACAGAUACGUCCAAUGCAACAUCAAGUAAUCCUACUAAUCGCCGACAAAAAUCAUGGGAUCUUCUUGAUCAGUCUGCGCUCACUCAAGCUAGACAACAGAAACAAUAUUCAACUCAUCAGACUGGACGGAUUUUAUUUAAAACACAGCGAUCCUUUUCUGUACCAACUGCAAAGGAAGCAAAGUCGAAUGAAGAAGUUGAACCAAAGAAUCGAAGUGCCAGAGUAAGCGUGAGCAACGAAAAUAAUAUAUUGCUUGAUCCAGAAGUACUGACAGAUUUUUCAACUCAAACUUUGGUUCUAACUGUUCUGGUUACUUUAGUUAAAAAUUCAACCGAUGAAAACGAACAACGGAUUCUUUAUGAAUAUCUUGCGGAAGCCUCAGUGGUGUUUCCAAAAGUCUUCCCAGUAAUUCAUAAUUUGCUUGAUGCAAAAAUCAACAAUGUAUUAUCCUUUUGCCAUGACCAAGAGAUAUUGAAUUCUGUACAAGCAAUUAUACAAAAUAUGAUAGCAUGCGAGGAUACAAGUCAACAGCAGUUACAUUACUUACAAAGCUGUGGUUUUGGUGGAUUAUGGAGAUUUGCAGGGCCAUACACAAAUUCCAAUUGUACAGCCGAAAGCGCUCAGUUAUUUGUUAAUUGCCUGGAAGCCAUGGUGGAAACGUGUUUACCGGUAGAUGAAGCUGAAGCGUUAAAUAGCAAUGAAAUCUCGAAUGAAAAAUGUAAACGAACCGAUAGUCAUCAGUCAGAAGUCGCACAAAAAAACAAAUCUUUAACUCAUGCGGGAGAUCGGGCAAGUUCUCGCGCUUUUUCGGAAAAAAUGGACGAAACUUCUCGGAGUAGAUCUUCUUUCGUUCACAUAGAUCACAGUAUAGAUAGCAGAGGAGAUGUUUCAUUGGAUUCUGUGGGUCAAGGAGAAAAUACGAGUAGUAGUAACAAUUUACAACCUUAGCGAUUAAUAUGUGAACCUAAGAAACAGUGGGGUAAACAUGGGCGAAAAGGACAAGUUGGUCGGAAGUUGCAAAGACAAUUAAGAAACGCAAAUAUUUUGGCUCCGUGCUAUUGCUGCAACAUGUCGAAUCAGUUUAAUCCAAUGCCGUCCACUUCAUGUUAAUGUACCCACUGGAAUGCAAAUAAUUAAGCGCAAUCUGUUAGUCGAUAUACCACUUAUUUUGUUAUUAGCGACAUAUUUCGAUGGUUUUGUAUUAUCUUUAAAUUUACGUUUAAUACAACGAUUAAUUGUUUCUAUAUUAUAGUGAUAAUAUAGAAAAAAGUUACGCAAUGAGUCCAUUAUCGAUUUUUAAUACGCCAGAGAGAGUUAUGUUUUGUAUAAAUAACGAUUUUUAAAAGUACAAUUGUUCAAACUUUUGUAAUUAGACAAUUGUUGUAAUUAAUCAAUAUAUAUAAUAUUUCAUAGUUUCAUGGCGAUAAUUGAAUAUUCAUGGAUAUUUUCAUUCCUUUACAACUAAAUAUUUUUAUAUCAUCUGUCCCUGUUUCUAAACAAAUUUAAUAUAAUCCCGUGUUAUUAGAAUAAAAUGAUUAUAUAAAUAGUUUAUCAAAGAAGUCCAGCUACAUGAGUUUAUUUCUUGGUAAUAUUUAGUGGAAGGAAUGAUAUUAUUUUCUGAUAGGAAUUAUGUUUCACUUAAACUUGAGAUUAAGAUAACAAAACGAAUAACGAGAUUGUUGUUUUAUGUUGCGGUAAAAUGAAGCGGUAAUUGAAUUGAAAGAAAAUGUAUGUUUAAUGAAAACAUUAUAUUAUGGGCACCAGCAAGUCAAAUUCUUGAUGAAAGAAUUCCAUUGAAAUUGUAAUGAAGUAAUGAAGAUACUCAAAACACUUGUGUAAAUAAAUACAGAAUUUUCGUGCACAAAAAUAUAAAGAUAUACGUGCAUAAAGAUAUAAUAUCUCGAGAGGAAUGUAUUUAUAAAAAUAACUAAAAAUGUUUCAUGUUAUCACAUUUACUACAAAGAAAAAAUGCAGUUUGACUAGAAUACGAUUCUGGAUCAGUGCAAAAUCGUUCAAACAGUAUGUCACGUUAUGUAUGAAGAACUUAUAUUCUUUUCUACAUAAAUAUAUUUAUUCUUUGAGUGUGAUUGUAUUUUGUUCGAAAAAACAAUAGGGUACAUGUGCGUUUUGCGCGAUUGCAAUUGCAAAAUUCGCGUAUAUUUAUGAAUAGAAUUUCGAGAGGGUCGGGAACUCAUCUCUCGAAUAUCAUAAUAUAAUUGCAACUCCUUGCACUUGGCCAUUAUUUAUGAGGCAUGUGCACAUAUUUUUAUAUUGUUAAUGUUUAAUGAAUUUAAAUAAGCUUUAAUUCAGAAUCUUUUCCUGUUAAUAUAAUAUUUAACGAUAUUUAUUCAUAAUGGAAUAUUAAUUGAAAAUAUUCAGAUAUUCAAAAGAUAUAUUAUAGAUAUCGGAGGAAAAGUGGCAAGGAGUUGACAAUACAAAGACGUUCUGGACCAGUAUACGUCCGGUGCAUUGGAGGCCUCUUUUCGUCUCAGAAUGCUCGAGCAACUGAAUGAUCGGUCAUUUUUAGAGUUCUCAAAACAAAACACCAAUGAUUCUAUUGUCUACCACUUAUUAAAGUACAAAGCAAGACACGUUAUUUUUUCCCGAAGCGCAUAAAAUCAUGUAGUAGAGACAAUUCAUUAGUAAUUAGUGAAAAAAGAAAAAAACAAACAGUGAUCGGUAAUGAUAUAAGUGUCUUAUUUUCUGUUGAAUAUCAGUUACAAAAAUAUGAAAAAUAUAUACAUUUAAUAUACAUACACAUAAUAGGUUGAUCGCAGCAAUAGAUUACCCGUAAUGAAUUCGAUAAUGCGUUUGUACAUAGUAUAUAAAUAUAUUAUAUGCAGGAUGUUUCGUAAGUUGUCGAACAAUAUCUAACGGAAAAUUCAAUGAAAUUAUUAAUUACGUUUUCAUGUAUUGUAUAAUUGAACAUGGUUUUAGUUUAAUAUUCAAUAAUUUGUGCAAAGAUUUAGUUUAAUUACAGGGCACGAAUUUAAAACUGCCGAUUUUCUUUUAGUAAUAGAUGUAAAGCUUAUGAAAUACCCUUAUAUAUAGAGUAUUUCAUACGAUAUACAUAUACAUAUACAUGUGUACACCAUAUUUGCAGAAUACUAAUUUAAAUUAAUAAUAAUAAGCUUGUCAUGUUUUCAUACGACUAUUGAUUAUUAAUUUUCUAGGAAUCAGCAGAUAAAAAAUUGUCCAUGUAAUGAAUCUAAAUAAUUAUAAUACUGUCAUUUUCUUGUAUGUUGUACGCUAGAUAAUAAUACUUUUAUUUCGCUAUAAAUUUAGUGCAAAACAUUUUUUAAAAUGCAAUCAAAAUUGAAAUAUAGUCCGUUUUCCAUUUGCUUUGUCUGUCUCGUUUUAUUUAUACGUUAGAAAGAAACAACUUUCAAAAGUCGAUAUUAAUUCUAUUACUGCCUGAUACAGUCUUUUUUGUGAUUUUACACCAAAGAUAUAAAUGCCAUUUUAUAUCAGAAUUUAACUAAUUUUUAUGGUAUUGAACACAAAUAUGUAACUAACAGUAAGAAAGCUAAUGUAUCUAUUUUUUAAGUAUCUUUAAUUAAAAAUUAAUAUUCAAUAGUCUAUCGAAAACAGUAACGAUUGUUUUAUUCAUUAAAACACGAAUGUCACAUGCUAAAUAUAUCAUAUCUUAUGAAAUACUCUGUAUAUACAACACAUAAGUACACUAUAUAAAUAUUUGUAUAGCACGUGCGUAUUUUAGAAAUUUAUAAUUUUAUGAAAACGAAAUUGUUUCAAAAUUGUCGAAUAAGAGAAUAUAUGUUAUUAUUAGGAAAUACGUUCUAUAGAUUAUUCGUAUGUUUACGUCGAAUGUUAAUGUAAGAUAUACAAUCUUCAAAAUGCUUGUACUUAGAUAUUUUUGGCGCAUCUCGAACGAACUGCGUUACGAACAAAGCAUUGUUAAUCUAGUUAAAUGUUUAAGUGUUAUAUCUACUUAGUUCGUGCAGUACUCGUGACUAUAAAACGAGAGAUUCCUUGAACAGAAAUAAAAUAAUUCUUAAUGGUUUCACAUUUCCAACAUUGGAAUUAUCGAAUUCCUUGUCAAAGUUGAAUAAAUAAUAAACCAAUCGAUGUUAAAAGAGUAUAAAUUUACAACAGAUAUUCUAGACAAAUAUAUUAUUUUAAUGUUUCCGAAUAA